AUGGCCUCCUUUCCGAAACCGAAGGAGCUUGGUGGCCCAUCCACCAGUCGUGCCAGGACAGGUCCUAUGAGCAAGAAGACGGAAGACAACGUGUCAAAGAUGGUGCGCUUAGUGAAGAAGCACAACCUAGAACCUGUCAUCGUUUUCUGUUUUAGCAGGAAGGAAUGCGAAAUCUACGCUCUCAAGAUGUCCGAAUGCGACUUCAUAAGCCCUGCUGAUAAGAGCGUGGUGGAAGAGGUCUUUAAGAACGCUAUUGGUGGCCUCUCCCCGGAGGAUCGCUGUCUGCCGCAGGUGGAAAGUGUACUCCCUCUUCUCAAGAAGGGCAUUGGUAUUCAUCACGGUGGUCUCUUGCCAAUUCUCAAAGAGACUGUUGAGAUUCUCUUCGGUGAGGGUUUAAUGAAGUGUCUCUUUGCCACCGAGACCUUUGCGAUGGGCUUGAAUAUGCCUGCUCGGACUGUGGUCUUCACCUCGGUGCGCAAGUACGACGGUGCUAACUACCGUUGGGUAUGUUCGCCCUCCUAA
Hydatigera taeniaeformis is the source of this 522-nucleotide messenger RNA. Lineage: Eukaryota; Metazoa; Platyhelminthes; Cestoda; Cyclophyllidea; Taeniidae. The record is from the annotation of a GenBank genome assembly.